Molecule: messenger RNA, 1338 nt
Organism: Raphanus sativus (radish)
Lineage: Eukaryota; Viridiplantae; Streptophyta; Magnoliopsida; Brassicales; Brassicaceae
Product: transcription factor HRS1-like
Exons: 5
Coding region: 160-1098 (312 amino acids)
Biological process (GO): regulation of DNA-templated transcription
Molecular function (GO): DNA binding; DNA-binding transcription factor activity
Source: RefSeq, a predicted model, not a curated record
GCCGACUAUGUUUUUUAUUCGACUAUGUUUUUUAUUCGAUCAAGAUAGUGAUCCUUGAGAGGCUUUAUAGAGCCAUAUAUAUGUGUGUGUUGAUCCUUCUUCUCUAAACAGAAUAAAUCUCAAAUUAGAGGUGAAUUAUUAAUUUAUCCCUAAAGCACCAUGAUUAAGAAGCUAAGCAUUAUGGACUACAACCGGGAGAGAUGUGGUCAAUACAUCGAAACUCUUGAAGAAGAACGUCGAAAGAUUCUUGUCUUCCAACGUGAACUUCCUCUUUGCUUAGACCUCGUAACCCAAGCAAUCGAGAGGUGUAAGAGGGAAAUAACGGAGACGGGCACAUAUAAUGUGUACGGACAAUCAGAAUGCUCCGAGCAAACAACCGGACAAUGUACGCCUGUCUUGGAACAAUUUUUUAACAUCAAAGACUCAUCGACCUCCAAUGAAGAAGAGGUAGAAGAAGAAUUAGAGGAUGAGCAGGGUAAUCACGACCCCGAAAAUGAUUCUGAGGACAAGAACAUGAAGUCUGAUUGGCUUAAGUCUGUUCAGCUCUGGAACCAACCAGACCCGCUUCUUCCAAAAGAGGAACAGUCGCAACAGAUGAUGGAGACGGUGGUGAAGAGAGAUGAAAGUAUGAGAGAAGAUCCAAUGGCUAACAGUGGCGAACGAAGGAGAAGAGAGACGGAGAGAAAGCAAAGAAGGUGUUGGUCUUCGCAGUUGCAUAGACGCUUCUUGAACGCUCUCCAACACUUAGGUGGACCUCAUGUAGCUACGCCAAAGCAAAUAAGGGAGUUUAUGAAGGUUGAUGGAUUAACAAAUGAUGAAGUUAAAAGCCAUUUACAGAAAUAUAGACUGCAUACAAGAAGACCAAGCCAAACAGUCCCUAACAACGGGAACUCUCAAAAGCAACAUUUCGUAGUCGUCGGGGGUUUAUGGGUACCACAAUCUGACUACUCUACGGGAAAGACCACCAGAGGAGCCACCACUAGCGGCACUACCACGACAACGACCACAACCGCCGGGAUCUACGGAGCAAUGGCCGCACCACCAGCGCCACAGUGGCCGAGCCACUUCAAUUUUACGCCGUCUAUUAUUGUGGAAUAAGGAUCGGGAGGCCAUAGCGAAGAGGUGGUAGUCCGAUGUAGCUCGCCGGCGAUGUCUUCCUCUACUCGCAAUUAUUAUGUCACUAAAAAUUAAUUAAUUUGUUUUUACGUACCCUCUCUAAUGUAUCGAUUCAUUUUUAUUGUACUGUUAUUGUGUCCCAUGUUAGAAAAUGUGAUACCGUGACGGAAUGAGUGUAUAGACUAUAGAGUUUUGCACCGGAAACAAUACUAUAUAUUAAUA